Saimiri boliviensis boliviensis (Bolivian squirrel monkey) is the source of this 6432-nucleotide messenger RNA. RefSeq names its product erythrocyte membrane protein band 4.1 like 5 (gene EPB41L5). NCBI's taxonomy places the organism in Eukaryota, Metazoa, Chordata, Mammalia, Primates, Cebidae. The record is from RefSeq and is a predicted model, not a curated record. Gene Ontology annotation, molecular function: cytoskeletal protein binding. Gene Ontology annotation, biological process: actomyosin structure organization. Gene Ontology annotation, cellular component: cytoskeleton.
UUAAGGGGCGGACGGGCGGGAGGCCGGGGUCCUCCGGGGAUUAGAGCUGGUGGGCUCGCCGCGGGCGCCAUUUCUUGGCGUCUCCCGAGGAGCCGCCCCCUCCUCAGCCUUGCUCGGCUGUUCUCCCCGCUGGUCGCCGGGGCCGCGCCGGCCACCGCUCAGCGACAAAAAUGCUGAGUUUCUUCCGUAGAACACUAGGGCGUCGGUCUAUGCGUAAACAUGCAGAGAAGGAACGACUCCGAGAAGCACAGCGCGCGGCCACACACAUUCCUGCAGCUGGAGAUUCUAAGUCCAUCAUCACAUGUCGGGUGUCCCUUCUGGAUGGUACUGAUGUUAGUGUGGACUUGCCAAAAAAAGCCAAAGGACAAGAGUUGUUUGAUCAGAUUAUGUACCACCUGGACCUUAUUGAAAGCGACUAUUUUGGUCUGAGAUUUAUGGAUUCAGCACAAGUAGCACAUUGGUUGGAUGGUACGAAAAGCAUCAAAAAGCAAGUAAAAAUUGGUUCACCUUAUUGUCUGCAUCUUCGAGUUAAGUUUUAUUCCUCAGAGCCAAAUAAUCUUCGUGAGGAGCUAACCCGGUAUUUAUUUGUUCUUCAGUUAAAACAAGAUAUUCUCAGCGGAAAAUUAGAAUGUCCCUUUGAUACAGCAGUGCAAUUGGCAGCUUAUAAUCUGCAAGCUGAACUUGGUGACUAUGAUCUUGCUGAGCAUAGUCCUGAACUUGUCUCUGAGUUCAGGUUUGUGCCUACUCAGACUGAAGAGAUGGAACUGGCUAUUUUUGAAAAAUGGAAGGAAUACAGAGGUCAAACACCAGCACAGGCUGAAACCAAUUAUCUGAAUAAAGCCAAAUGGCUAGAAAUGUAUGGGGUUGAUAUGCAUGUGGUCAAGGCUAGAGAUGGGAAUGACUAUAGUUUGGGACUAACACCAACAGGAGUCCUUGUUUUUGAAGGAGAUACCAAAAUUGGCUUAUUUUUUUGGCCGAAGAUAACCAGAUUGGAUUUUAAGAAGAAUAAACUAACCUUGGUGGUUGUAGAAGAUGAUGAUCAGGGCAAAGAACAGGAACAUACAUUUGUCUUUAGACUGGAUCAUCCAAAAGCAUGCAAACAUUUAUGGAAAUGUGCUGUAGAGCAUCAUGCCUUCUUCCGCCUUCGAGGCCCUGUCCAAAAGAGUUCUCAUCGAUCAGGAUUUAUUCGACUGGGAUCACGAUUUAGAUAUAGUGGGAAAACAGAGUAUCAGACCACAAAAACGAAUAAAGCAAGAAGAUCAGCAUCCUUUGAAAGAAGGCCUAGCAAACGAUAUUCUAGACGAACUCUACAAAUGAAAGCAUGUACUACAAAACCUGAAGAACUUAGUAUUCACAAUAAUGUUUCCACCCAAAGUAAUGGCUCCCAACAGGCUUGGGGUAUGAGAUCUGCCCUGCUUGUGAGUCCUUCCACUUCCUCUGCACCUGUGCCAGUGGAGAUAGAGAGUCUUCCACGGAAUCCUGGAACAGACCAGCAUGACAGGAAAUGCAUUCCUCUAAAUAUUGAUUUGCUGGCUAGUCCAGACUUAUUGGAAACAACCAUUGGUGGUAUAUCUGGGGCAUCUGACAUUAUGGAUACAUUCCAAGCACCAAAUGACGUUAAUGUAGCCACCAGGCUUCCUGGAUUAGGGGAACCUGAAGUUGAGUAUGAGACAUUAGAAGACACCUCAGAGAAGAUCAAACAGCUUGAGAUGGAGAACAGUCCUUUGCUGUCCCCUCGACCCAACAUCGAUGUUAACAUAAACAGCCAGGAGGAAGUGAUGAAGUUGACUGAGAAAUGCCUUAAUAAUGUCAUUGAGAGCCCGGGAUUGAAUGCCCUGAGAGUUCCUCCUGACUUCAAGAGUAACAUUUUGAAGGCUCAGGUAGAAGGAGUACAUAAGGUUACAAGAGAAGAUAGCUUAUUAAGUCAUAAAAAUGCCGGUGUUCAGGAUGCUGCCACAAACAGUGCUGCGUUAAAUGAGAAUAAUGUGCCCCUCCCCAAAGAGUCUCAUGAAACUCUGAUACAUACUACACCUGCAGACAGUAGUUCUGUUCUAAAGGAAGCUACAGAUGAAUUGGAUGCCUUGCUUGCAUCUCUAACUGAGAAUCUAAUGGAUCACACAGUUCCACCUCAGGUAUCUUCCACGUCCAUGAUCACACCCCGAUGGAUUAUUCCGCAGAGUGGUGCCAUGUCUAAUGGACUUGCAGGACAUGAAACACCCUUGGCGGGAAAGGAGGGCCAUGGUAGUAAAGAUGGAAUCUCACUGAUCUCUCCCCCAGCGCCAUUCUUGGUAGAUGCUGUGACCAGCUCUGCUCCCACUCUGGCAGAAGAAGCUGUCCUGAAGCAGAAGUGUUUACUGACCACUGAGCUCUAAGGGCCCAUAGCUGGAAUACCCAGUUCUCUCCAGCAUUCCAUCCUGGGAUCCAUUUCAGCUAGAAUAUGUUGGAUUCAGGAGCUUGUCCAUUACUUGUAGGUAAAGAAAGACUCUAUGUAGAUUUGACUUCGACUCCGUAAAAAAGACAGCUGUAUUUUCCGUCCAACUGGAAGGGUUUAAUUACACUGGAUAGCUGAUAGCUGCCCAAAUGAGGGUGUUUGAUCUUUAACUUUCUGUACUUUUAUAAAAGUUAUGAAUUCCCAAAACAAGGGAAUUUCUUUUUCUGGGGUUUCCUUCAAACUCUUGGCUCCACCUAGCGGUUCUAAUUGUUCAUAAUGACUUUAUAACAAGGCUGCCUCUGGUAGUCAACAGCCUUUUGAAAGCUAUUUCCAUGUAGUAUCACGGUGAGGAUCUUUGAUCUGACUGCCUGUUAGAGAAAUUGCACUUUUCCCUAACAUACCUAGAAAUAAAGAAUUUAGGAAAUUAAUGUGGACACUAUAAAGGCAGACUUAGGGCCAACUUUAAAAAAAAAAAAUUAUAACACUAAAGAGAAGUUUAGUUUAGAAUAUAGAGAGUUUUUAAAUGUCUUCCAUUGUUUUGAUUUUUUAUUGUGUUGGCUAUCUUAAUAUUUCAAGUUCACAUCAAGAUAAACCCUGAGAAGAACUGCAGAGAAAUCAAAUAAAAUCUUGUUGUAUCUUUUCAACCUGCCUUUCCACAGGAAGCACUCAUAUGCACCACACACGAUUCUGUAACUUUUCAACCUGGAAUCGGGGUAGGUUACUGUUGAAGAGACCCUGGGGCAUUUACCCCAGGCAUCUACCCUCUUCCCUGAGCCAGGUAGGGAAUGCAGACCCCUGUAGGCUCAGGUAAUGAAGACACAGCACAGCAGUACUCCACAUUGGAACCUAUUUGGACAUAGAUUUCAUUUACUUUCAGUAUAAACUGAACAAAUUUAGAGCUUUCAAACUGGAAAAAAAAUUACAACAAAUUCACCAGAACCAAAAUAGGGAAUAGGAACAGGGGUGAUGGGGUGUUGUUUCUUAAAUACUUACCAUGUAUGAAACUCUACACAGCAUACUAAAAGAGCUUGCAUUGCAAAGGAAUUCUGUUAAUUUAAAAGAGAGCUCUAGAAUUUCCCCAUCCCUUUUGGCCUGUACAAAGAAAUUCUGGAUGUUAAAAUAACAUACACUCAUCAGAAAAAUUAAAGUAUAGCAAUGUCCAUCUAUAAUUCUGAUGCCCAGAAAUAACACUAUUUAGCUUUAUAAUUUUUGAAUGAACAGGUAAACCUCAGUUGCCAUGGGGAAUAAGGAUGAUGUGGAAACCAUAUUGGUAAAGUCGUUGUUAAUCCCUGGUUAUGGAGAACUGAUGUUAAGCUAUACCUUCUGGAAUUUGCUUUCUAGUUUUCUGUCCUGCAAUAUGUAAAUAAUUCAGCACAAAUUUGUACUGCUUAUCAUGAAAGAACAUCCAGUCUUAUGAUCUUUAAAACUUCAUGAUUUGGACUUUCCUGGGCUCCUUGUAACAUAAUGGUGUGCCUAGGCAAACCCACUAGUGUCCGACUGGAAAGCUCAGGAAUUUUAAUCUUGCUCUGUUUCCCAGGGAGCUGUAGUGAUUGGAACCCACUUUUGCACAAAACAUUUUUGCAGAAGGAAAGUCAACACUUCUUGCUGGCCACUUCCCCUUAGCCAUUAUGCUAAGCUUCUAAGUUUCAUUAGUGGGGCUCUUGCCAGUUCUCAACUAUAGGACAUAUUUUCUCAAAGCUGUAAGGGAUACCUAGAACUAAGGGCUUGACUCAGGACAUGAUGGAAUGGGCAUCAAGUUUUCAGUGUCUUGACAACUUAGAUUUCCUGCAGGGUUAUGGUUGUGCUGCUAACCACACAACAUCCUUAUUUUAAACUUCCUAAAAUUUAGGAAUUAGGUAGUUGGACAUAUUCUGUGACCUUUAUGUCUUUGCAUACCCAUAUUCUUGACAGUUAGAAUAUUGGUAGGGACUUUGUUAAAAUUCACUUGAAUCUCAAGCCAAGAGGAGAUUUUGUCUUAUGCCCUGACAUAAAAUGGUAAACACGGAAGUUAAUACUUGAAUGCUGAAUUGGCUCUGACAGAUUAGAUGCCUGUCAAGUACUGGUUUCCUGUCGUAGCUGCUGCUGCUGCCAUGCCCAGAGCUGCUUAACAGCUCUUCCUGUUCUGCUCCCCUGAGAACAGUGUGGUGGGGAGAGGCAGGGCUUAGGAGGUCUGUGAAUGUGGCAGGUAGGGAAGGGGAGAUAUCCGUCUCUUGAGAAGAGAGAAGCAUGUGUGAACCCAUCAAGGAUGCUGGCAAAGAGAGAGAUUGGAGAUGAUGGUGAGAAGCAGGCUGGUGACAUUGGGCUGAGGUCGGAGGAGGGGCAGCCAGGAGCACUCCUGACAGUUUGCUGUGUGCACUGCUCAGAGCACAGUUGGGGUAGAGGGUACAGAUAGUGCUGCCUCCCUGGGUGCAGACAGGAGAGGAACCUCAACUCAGCCCAUUUCCUAGCCCUGGUGGGGGAAGCGGGAGUUGAUAGGGUGGUUUAAAAUAAGAAGUGAAGGCUUCAGUUGUCUGCUCUAGACUUUGCCUGAGAUCUUGUAAGUUAAUCAGUGAGACCAAAUUUGUGACAUGUCAAUUGCAUCACCUUUGGACAUACAGGAGGUCAUGAUCAUUUCAUUCCUGCUCUUCAGGAGACACUGCUAAACAGAGGAAUGAUUCCGUUCCCUGUGUGCUUAUUUCCUUAACACUUACACAUCUUUUAAGAAAAAAAGUUUAAAACUAUUUCUUAUAGUCUCCUAACAUUUGUCUCUAGCCUUUGCCGUUGUACAGUCACAGAUAUCCUACGGACAUUGAAAGGUGAAAGCCCUGCAUUAUUCUUGGGUUCUUGGAUCUGGACUGCUUGUUCUCUUAUGCUUCUCACUUCUGGCUAAAACUUGUACCUCCUCUCUUAGCUAAGCCCCAAAAUGAAAGUUCUGUUACUCCUUCAGAAAUCUGGCUAGUGGAAUUAUUUGUCAGUCACAGAGAGGAAAAUCUUUGCUAUUUUUCCAAGUAAGAGUCUCGAGAAGCAGAGUUUUUGUCUUGUCAUUGAGAGGAGUCAGCAGUCUUAUUCUCUAAAAGACCACAGAUGGUAAAUACUGUACCACUCAGCUCUGCUGGCACAGCACAGCAGCAGCUCCAGCACAGCUGUGUUCCUGCGGAGUUUCCUUUACAAAGCCGCUGCUGACCUCUGAUAAGAAGCUUUGUAGAGCAGUAGAGUGGCUGCGUGAAGUGGGAGGCAGGCAGGUAUUCAGAUAGGUUCUGAGCAUUACCUGUCACUAGAAGGCAGCCAGCACUUCUGGACGUUGCAUCCUUAUUUACACAUGUGGCAGCUGAACAAGGUGCUGUUGUGGGUGUCUCCGCUCUGAGUCUUUCUGAGUUCCCACCAAUUUUUAAUUAAUCAUGCCCAUGGUCAUGUAGUUGCUUGGAAAUCUGGGGUCAUCUGCAGACUGAAAAGUACACAUUUCUAUAUUAUUUGUCUUUUUUAUCCUCUCAAAAAUUUAAACACUAGUUCUUGAGUGAUCAGAAGAUAGUUGGGAACUUUUCCUGUAUAUUAGCCAUCAGGAUGAGAAAAUUUGUUUGAAUUAUAGAAAUUUGCCCUGAGCUGAACUCGGCUAUGUUAACACAUUGGUAGUGCUGGGAUUCCGUCCCAAUUCUAAAAGAUAGGAUCUGUAAGUCCCUGUGUCACCACAUUACUUGAGAUGAUCUUUCAAUCACUUGUCAGGAUUUAUCCUUUUCACAGAGAGUUUUUUUUAUAGCACAGAUCUCUUUGCCCUUUGUAUCUCCUUAUCUGGAUAUGAUAGGUGGUUAUGAAGGCCUCACUAACUAUUUUGUGUUUACCUUUUAUAUGUGUAAAACUGCAGUAGCGUUGAAAGUGUAAUUUAUUUUUCUAUCAAGUGCACUAUUCAUUUAGUGUGUUCCAGUUUUAUAUGACUUGUAUUAGAAACACUGCACUGAGCUAUUUGUACACUGAAAUGAGAAGUCUAGAUGUAACACUUCAUUCAAAUAAAAUGUGUGAGACAUUCA